AUGGUGGUUGGCCCGUGGUGGAUUGACUCAAAUCGUCCAAGCGAUAUAGAUAUUCAACGAAUCUGCAACAAGGUAAAGAAAUAAGUUUAAUUUAAAGUUUUAAAAAGAUGUAUCUUGUAUUUUAUUUGAGUAAAAACAUAGUUGGAACACUCAUUGAAACCUUUAUUUUGUUAAUCUAAGGCUUGAAAUGCAAUAGAGUAUAAACGAGUUUUCUUUUACAAAUAAAACAAACAAACUGUAUAUAUUUACAAGAAAUCGGUUAGGAAAAACCAUACUUAAGUUACUUUAAGCCUUAUAGAUUACUAUUUUAUUAAUAUAAUAUGAUUUCACUUCGAGAGUUUUGGGGAAGAAAAAAUGGGGUUUUUGUUGAUAGAAUUUUGAACACAAAUUUAUAUGUACAUUUUAGGCCUAGCGGAAUUGGCUAGCUCUAAAAUUUACACAUAACUUUGUGUUAGAAAAUUCCAUCCACGCCGAAAAACCAUCUACCAUCCAUAUUUAAAAUUUAGUAGCAAAUAAGUCAUGAUAAUAAUCUAUACAUUAAAUUAUACUUCUCGGUAACAAUCAAUUUAUGAAAUGAAAAAUAUGAUAAUGAUCUAUUCAAGAAUACUAUUAUGCGGUUUACGGGGACUAUAUUUUUUUGCGCAAAGAAUGAAAUACUAAAUUUAAUUCCCAUUGACAUUAAUAACAGUCUUGGAAAAUAUUGGGUGUGUCGAAAACCAACGUUAUAGUCAAGUUUCUCAAGUGCAUUUCAGGAUUAAUUGUACUUUCAGUCACUGAUAAAUUGAUAAAAGCUGUUGAAUCUAUAAUACAACUUCUCAAACGAUAAUCAAGCUCGCCCGGUGUGGAUAUACACUCAGAGUAACAUCACAAACAUCAAGUAACAAGAAAGUUAAUAUUCCCGUUUACCAAGAUAAAUGGUACAACACUACGACAAAGCCAAUUUGUAUUGCGUAUAUUGGUAAUUAGUCAUGAAUUAUUAGCUCCAAUAAUUGCUUCAAGGUCUAAAAAUAUAGUCAAAGACACGUGUUAACUUCAGAUAUAUAAAGAAUUUUAUUAAUUGAAACGGAUACGUAAUUGGACUAUUAUGUAAUUAUAUAGCCAAAUGGCAAAAACAUGUAAAUAAUUGUCUAUCAAACGCAGGCAUGUAUCUGACCGUUAGCAAAGAGCCUAGAACUAGCAAUCUGCUGGGCCCUGCUGUAUUUAAUGACUUGUUUUCAUUCUCAAUUUCCUGAAGAUAUUAAAGACACAAAAGACACCACUUUGAAAUAAAUAUCUGCUAUCGUUUUCCCUUCGAGCUAUUUCGAAUAAAAUAUACUGGGAAAUUUUUCUGUAAUUCAUUAAUAAUAUGUACUUUGUCUGUAAUUUAUCGACGAAUUUACUUUAGGUGAGGCCAGUUGCUGAAUUCACUGCAGGAAAAGCGAGAAAAUGUAAAGUUCCAUUCCCAAGAUUCGUAGCGGUCGAAUAUAAAACCCAACUUGAACAUGGCACAAAUUACUUUGUCAAGGUAACAAGAAUCCACGUUUAUACUGAAACAAUACUGGAUAUCUGCAGGCAAGAACAGUUUAGAACUGAUAGAGCUAUCCAGUAUAAAUAAGGUUAGUUUAGUUUAGGUUUCCUCCUGUAGUAACACUGGAUCAAUAAGAGAUGAUCCUUACUGGACCUCUAGGAAGAACAGUUUGGAACUGAUAGAGCUAUCCAGUAUAAAUAAAGUUAGUUUAGUUUAGAUUCGUAGAGUCGAAUAUAAAACCCAACUUGAACAUGGCACAAUUAAAUUACUUUGUCAAGGUAACAAGAAUCCACGUUUAUACUGAAACAAUACUGGACCUCUAGGAAGAACAGUUUGGAACUGAUAGAGCUAUCCAGUAUAAAUAAAGUUAGUUUAGUUUAGGUUCCUCUUGUAGUAACACUAGUGGAUCAAUAAGAGAUGAUCCCUACUGGACCUCCAGGAAGAACAGUUUAGAACUGAUAGAGUUAUCCAGUAUAAAUAAUUAAGUUAGUUUAGUCUAAUUUCAAGCAUUUCUUCUUGAAGGUUGACGCUGGAGUAUGUUAUGUUCAUUUGCGCGUUCAUCAAGACUACGAGGUCGGAGGGGGAAGGAUAAAACUGGAGAAAAUGUUGGUUAACCUCGACGAAGAUUACCCUCUGGAAUAUUUUGAUUAAACUUUGAUUAUAUAGAUCUAUUAUGAUUAUGUAUAUGUAAUCUAUUGAUUAACUGUGAUUAUCCGUAGUUGACAAUACAUGUCUGGAAAAGUUAUAUUGUGCACAGUAAAACAUUUUCUAUUUUAACAAUAAACUUAAGAGUAAAUAUAUAUAUAUAGUAUUAAAUUGGGACAAGGUUUAAAGGUCGUAUAUGGUAGUUUGUAUAGAUUGUUUUCAGAUGUGAACGUUUUGUUUGUAGUACUUAGCUGUUUUUAUCCGUUCAAAAAUUUAUUAAAAGUUUAUUUAAUCAUCCUUACUUGCAGCUGAGAGCUAAGCUGAAUUACGAAGGACGCAGCUCAAUCUGAUCAAGGCGAAAGCUUUUUAAGGGCCCCUCUAGCAGCCACCUUAUCACUCAUCUCUGAUCAAGCAUAAUUAUUGAAAAGUCCAUAAUCUCUGUGAGCUAAAUAAUUGAGAGACUUUCUAAAGCCUUUAGGAAAGUUAGAACGAUAAAAAGCGACUUGAAAUGAGCUUUGCGGGGAUUAAGAUGCUUAUCUUUUUAUUUUGUCUAUGUUUUGAACAAUUAUCGAACCGGACUAUCUGGAGAGUUGAACUCCCAUAAAACACAUAAGGAAUACUAAAAUUCUGUAUAGAAACUUAAAAAAAAUUAACUAUGAAUUAACUCUGUGCCACAUCGAUGAACUCUCGUCAAAUUUGAACCAGCUAGCUUAUAAAGGUAACAUUCUCGUUCCCAGGCGGCGCGCGACCUUCAUAGGCCCUGGGAUACACGGAACCGGAAGGGCAAGAUAACUUGCAGUAGUUAGUUCUAAAGCGCAUGCUCAUGAAUUUGGACGCUUUAUAGCACCCGUAACAAUUUUCACAGUGAAGUAUUACGCGAAGAAACGAAGUAUUUGUGUUGACAUAUUUUGAUAGAAUAAUUUUGCCUAGCCGAAACUGCUCAACUUCUGGGAACACAGAGUCUAAUUUUCAACGUGUGACCGAGUGAAAAUGUCUCUGGGGACGAGAAUGCGUUUGAACGCGCAUGACUCAAGGCGAGCAAGAGAAUAGGACUGGGAACUAGCCAGCAUAAUCCCGCUGAGUUCUGAACUGAUGUGCUGUGCAAGUAUACUGUGUCUUGCCAAAUCCCAGUGUUUGCACAUAAACAACUAAAAUACAAUACAAUCAAUUUUAAAUCGCGCAGUAUGCUGCCUACUUAUGACGAUACACAGAGAGUCUUGUUAGAAGCGGCUCAAACAUCCACAAACACCGCAAAUUCCGAGCUCAACGCAAAACAACUAACAUUGGAUGUUAUCAACUGUUAGCCAAGUCUAAGCAUUGUUAAUCUUUGGUAUUUUAAUCCACUUUUCUUUGCUUGUUUGGCUAACAUAUUAAGCUUUUCUUUCUUAACGUUUGUGGAGUUUUGAGGCGGCGCUGUGCUCGUUUAAUCAACUGAAGCCGCGAAGCAUAUAGUCAAAGAAACCGGUUAAUUAGAGAAUGCUGUGCUUGCACUGUUUUGCUACAAAGGCCCCUAGAUGUCAUUUAGCUAAACAGACCGUUAUUGUCUCGUUAAAAGCUCUUAACUUUACAGCCUAUGUGCUCGCUGUUAGGGUAAUAAAUUAUUAACACAGGCAUAAAGUUCAAUUCAACAUUUGGUCAACCACGGAGGCUUAAUUGACUUAAAUUUAAUGAAGAUGGGGAUUUUUUUCGUGUCAAAAUAGUGUAAAGGCUUAUCAGUGUUUGCAAGCAUGGCUUUUGUGUAAUAGAGUUACAAGUUGGAGCUUGUAGCUUGUUUAGCCGUUUCAUACAACAGAGAGUAAAGCCAUUAAUCAUUGUGUGACACUCAAUUGAUAAUAAAUAGUAGAUACUAACAGUUAAUUGUGGCUGUCAUAAAACGCUAUAAUCACCUCAAAGGCCGAAUAUAAUUCAUUGUCUCGUACAAGCGAGUGGAGGCUCAAUCAAGCAAAUUCUGUGGACUUAAUCUCGGCGACGUAUAAAAGUAAGUGCAUUUAAAUCAGUUUACUCCGUUCAAAAUAGCUUUAGAUACAUAAAUAACUGCAGUUUAUUGGGAGAAACAGUAUUUUUAGGAAAUAUAGAUUUUAUACGCACUGCGGGUGUCGAGUUUAAAUGAUUUGCACCGAAUUCUCGCGUCGCUUGGUGAAUUUGCAAGCCUUUAUUAAAGUCUAUCAAGGGUGCCUCGUGUAUUUGUUUUAAAGUAGCGAAAUUGAGGAACCUCAGUAGAGUUGCACAAUAUAGUUUUCUACAUUUUUGGCGUCAGGUGUUAAAGUGAAAAUGAUCUAAAUGCAGCGCACUUAUCGUUAAUUGAUCUAAGUUUGCAUAUAAAUGAAAAAUUUUGUAAAACACAUCAUUAUUAGAAUCAGUGAAAUAGCAUUUAAAUGUCAUUUUGCAGAUGUAAAAUCCGCGGAUCGUUUAAAGGCUUUCCCAAAGCAUAAUUUGCGGCGUUGCAUAUGAUAAAAUUUAAAAAAAAACAGGGACAAAUUUCGACGUCCCCUUCGUCUGUCAGCUGCAGCGUGGCUAAACUUUCGCAAAGUUUUGCCGUAUAGGACAUAAUAUACGCGAAAGCGAAUGAAUUUUCAAGCAAGUAAUUUUCGAAAUACUAUAAGGAAUGUGUCUUAGUCAAUUGUGGAUGCGCGCGGUCAUAUACCAAGACUUUUCCAACUUGCAUGUAGUCAAGCGCACAAUUGUAUUCUUCGCAAGUUACAAAACGUAGAACUCAAUGCGCGCAAUAUAUUCAGGAAUAAACCUAACAUUGCGUUGAACUCGUGAUAUUCAGCGAAGUCGAGCUGACGAAUCGGAUAUUGAAUCAUACUUCCUUGAUGGUCUGAAAUUAUAAGCGAAAAAAAAUUUACUCCCAUAAAACUUUUUAAUGCCAAAUUUUAAUAGUUUUUCUAAUAUUUUUAAUGGAAAUUCAAGGCUCUAUAUAUAGUCCAAUAUCGAUAAUUGUUAUAAACAGAGUCAAAAUAAAACGAUAAGGUUUUAAUGUCCGCAAACGGCUCAUUUCACGUUAGCUUUUAUCAGUCUCAAACACUGAAAUCAUUAACACCAGAAAAUGAUAUAACGCGCGUCGUAUAAUUGUGGUUUUUGCUGAUAAUCAGAAACGACAUUCAUCUUCUAUAAUGUAUUGAGCCCAGGGCGAUUAUCAUGCAAACCCACGAUGGCAAAGGUCAAGGACGCUUGCUUUGACAAUAGCGUCACCCUAAACUCUAAAGAGGCAAACCCAAUUCCAAAUUGUUAAAAUACACUGACUACAAAUGAUAAUUCUCGAAAUAAAAUAAUUUCGGCAAAUUACGAAACUGAUGCUUAUUAAUCAAAACAAAACCUUGGCUCCCCCCCCCCCUCUCAGUGUUGACAUUUGGAUAACCUUUGCUAAUGUAUAACCUACAUUGUAUGGGGGGGGGAGGGCUAACCCAAUUCGUCUACGAAGAAAAUAUUCAUGCUUAAAUUCAGCAAGUACUUUUAAUCAUCGUAGCUUACAAUGCAUACAUUUUAGCGCGUUCUAAUACUCAAACAUUUCACACUUUGUCUAUAUGUUAGAUAUUUAAAACACUAUUAGAUAUUGAAAUGCUAUAUAUGCAGUGAAACGACGCUAUCUCGAAGACUCCGCAUCGAGAUAACCGAAUCAGGUCAAAUUACAGAAAAAUGGUUAAUAAUCAUUAUUAAUUCAAAUUAACGUGGACAGGCCUAAUCCAAUGACCCAUUGAUGCGAUUUUUAUUUGCAAAAGAUCAUUUAAACAAUUGCGCUGCAUGCAGGUAUUUCAAAUCAAAGCCGAAUUUUGUUUGCCAAAACCAUAGGAGUAUUUCUUGUACCAAGUUUUCAUUGGCGGCCAUACACACGAACAGAUUUUCCUUGUCCAAAAUUUGGCAUGACUAGCUUUUAAGAACAAGACUCCUUGGAUCUUUGCAAGGAUAACGUAUUAACGAAAACUCAAUAUGUUUACUUAUGACGAAUAUAUAUACGUAAAAGUAUUUUCUCUUAACACUUGAACUUCUAGAAAUUUCUGACCCAGUUGGAUCCGUUAUGUUUACAAGUAAUAAUAUUUACCCCCAUAAUUGUUUGAAUGUGGGCCUCAGCUUUAAUAUAAAAUGGCAAACUGUGAGAUGUGCAGAUUAUAUAGAAAAUACGCUAUAUGCACGGUGACACCUAGGGGUCACAAUGGUUAACGCAUGUGCGAUUGAUUCGGCCAACAGACCCCCACAGCUUCGUAUGUGGGAAUGGCAAAACCCGUAUACCAUUAUAAGGACAGCUGUAGUUGGAUAUUUGAGAGUUUAAGUAUAACUUGUGAUAUAGAGAAUUUGUCUACUUAAGGAGAAGGAGAACUGCACUUAACCGACUUCCGGUUCGAUGAGGACACAUUUCUGCUGUUGCGAGACAGUGAUUUGCAUAUAGCGAGCUUGUAUUUUGCCCCGUUUUGAGUAUAUAAUUGCAUAUAUAUAAAGUCUAUUUUAUAGGUAAGCGUUUCUGGGGGUCAUGUCUGCAUGGAUUUAUAUAAUUUGUUUGUUUAAAGACUUCCAACUGAUUUUAUACACACAAACUUUUCACAAGUCUAUUUAAUUGCAUUGAAAAGGGCCGGUUUAUGUAUACUUCAAACCUUUUACUCAGCAAAAACAGUUGUAUAAGUCAGAAAUUCGGAACCCAAAAUUGCGUUUAAAGUUGAUCACAUAUAUGAACCACCUGCUCUGUGAUUUCCUUUCAAAUUCACAGUUGGAGUUUUGUCCAAAAAAUUACCAGGGAAAUGUAACUUUUCACACAUUUUUACUGAAAACACAUAAUUAUUGGUGUUAGCUAGUAUUUCAUUUCGGUUUGUCAGAAAACUACUUAAUUAUUAUUGCCUUCCGCGAAUUUGCAUACAUGUAUAAAACUAAUUUAAUCAUUGGGUUAAUUUUUCUUCACAUAUUUCAUUUAAUAUAUGAAUUUAAGUAUUCUAUUCGACACCCUGGAGCAGGGGUUUCCUGUGUUGCUGAAGUUGUAGCCUGCGCUCAGGCUGCCUCGUCGCUUCCAUCCGCCAUGCCUUAAAACGCGCCUGACUCUAUAAGACCUCUGCGUGCGCCCCGGGUAUCUAUCUGGAAGUCUAUAAUCACCUUAGUGGAAUGUCUAUAAGCACAAAGGCUCAUAGAUGAUAUCUUAAUCUUCCAUGCUAAAAAUUAGCACUAAAAAAUGGCAAGAAUAUUAUCUAAUUACUUGCGUUAUGAUCAUAGUUGAUGAUUUUAAUUUUCUUUAACGUCUACAUCUGGUUUACAUGCCUCGAUAUAUAUUAAAAUUUAGAACUGAUAGAGCUAUCCAGUAUAAAUAAAGUUAGUUUAGUUUAGAUUUCCUCCUGUAGUAACACUGGAUCAAUAAGAGAUGAUCCUUAUUGGACCUCUAGGGAGAACAGCUUAGACUAUUGACAGAGCUAUCCAGUAUAAAUAAAGUUAGUUUAGUUUAGGUUUCCUCCAGUAGUAACACUGGAACAAUAAGAGAUGAUCUUUAUUAGACCUCUAGGAAGAACAGUGUAGAACUGAUAGAGCUAUCCAGUGUAAAUAAAGUUAGUUUAGUUUAGGUUUCCUCAUGUAGUAACACUGGAUCAAUAAGAGAUGACCCUUACUGGACCUCUAGGAAGAACAGUUUAGAACUGAUAGAGCUAUCCAGUGUAAAUAAAGGUUUAUAGUUAAUUCUUCUUAUCGUGACAAGCAGAAACAAUACGAAAUGACCCUUACUGGACCUCUAUAAGAAGGACAGUUUUUGAUGACCAAAAACAGUGACAAGAAUUGGCCUUUUAUCCAUUGUGGAUUAUAGAUAGGAUGCGAAUUCAUGCUUUAGUCUUAAUGAUCCCCCUUGCAGAAUUCAGACUAUAAACACCCCAGUCUUUUAUGCAGUUCGCAGCAGCAUUAUACAUUAAGUAAUAGACUUAACAUUGUUUUAAUGAUUGCAGAUAACAGCGCACAAUGCUGUGAAAGAUUAGUAAAAUUCUACAAAUGCUAUUGCAUUCAUCUUCAUUCAUCUGUCAAUCAUCGUUGGACGUAAUAUGAAUUACGUGUGUUGAACACUAGCGAUUUUUUGCGCGUCAAUUAUGAGUUCUAAAUAAAGUAUGUUUUUUUUAAAUGCAGCAAAAUUCAUUAACAAUGAUUCAAAUCUUUUGAAAACACUCCGGAGUACCGUAUUUGAAAGCAGAAGUCUAUUUUUGUGAAAACAAUGGCCUAAUUUUUCUAAAAUUGCGAGUUGAUUAAAAUGGUUUGUUCAUUGCGAGUGGUCUGUUAAUUUAAUUACACUGAAGCCAUAGGCAUCAGCAGUUGCACAGUAUUCUGACUGCAGCGUGUGAUUCUCUGUUGCAUGAAAUAAAGACGCACAGGAUUGCUGCAUUGUAAAGAUUUAUCAAGAUAUCCUACUGAACGAGUCUAUGGAAGGUUAGUCAGCUUGCAGAGCUGUUAGCGUCAAGAAUACACUCGUUUUGGAAGAACACGAAAGUCAUUAAGGUAACUCCGUUUUUUUAACGCAAUAUAGAUCGUGCUGUUUCAUUGACAUAGAUCAUUCUUGAAGGACAUUUGCAAUUUUGUGGGUAGAAAUAUAGAUGGUCUAAUAGAGCCAUUAUUGGUGUAUUUGAGUCGCAUUUGUAUAGGUGAUUCUUGUCAAGUAUAUUAUACAUAUGUUUUUAGCACCAUUUAUGUUGCUGUCAGCCAAAACAUCAAACGAAAAUUGAACCUAGCCAAUGCAUGUUGUUUUGUUUAAACUGUUCUUCCCAGACGGUUUAACAAUAGUCGUCUCCAAUACGUUCAGUGACUGUGCGAUGUUUCAACAACACGUAGUUAUAUAUGAUAUAUUUACCAUUGUUCAGUGCUAAUUUUUAACUUCGAUUAAAAUGCAUACGAAUUUCACUUUUCCGCUAGUUCUGCGAUUACGUCUUUGUGCUUUCACUAAAAUUAUUCUGCAGUUGCCUUAAAUUGAUCUGAUGUUGUACAGAACUCACUGCUGAGUAAAGCAUGCUUAGAUCAUGCAGAGGUAGUACAUGUUCUUGAAUGUGGGCUACCUUAAAAUGAUGAUGUUGUACAUAACUCACAGCUGAGUUAAGCAUGGUUAGAUCAUACAGAGGUACAUGUUCUUGAAUGUGAGCUACCUUAAAGUGAUCUGAUGUUGUGCCGAACUCACUGCUGAGUUAAGAAUGCUUAGAUCAUGCAGAGGUAGUACAUGUACUUGAAUGUCAUUGUGAGCUGCCUUAAAGUGAUCUGAUGUUGUACAGAACACACUGCUGAGUUAAGCAUGGUUAGAUCAUGCAGAGGUAGCACAUUUUUUUGAAUGUGAGCUACCUUAAAGCAAUCUGAUAUAUAUGUCAGACUUCCCAGCCUGGCUUUGAGAGUAAUGGCAAAAGCGAGAACCGAUUACAUUUGCAGUAAAUUCAGUAUUGAGAUAGUCAGAGCUACAGACUAUUAACAACUUUAAAAAUUCGAUACCUUACAAUCCAAGAACAUCUUCCGUGCAAUUGUAUAGUUUCGUCACGUGAAAUCGUGAAUCAUCAUAGAGCUAUCUAUAAUAUCAUACAGAAAAAAGUUGCUCAAGUUUGUCAUAAAAUUAAAUGAAUAAGGGAUACUCUGAUAGCUAUCCAGUAUAAAUAAAGUUAGUUUAGUUUAGGUUUCCUCCUGUAGUAACACUGGAUCAAUAAGAGAUCAUCCUUACUGGACCCCUAUAGGAAGAACAGUUUAGAACUGAUAGAGCUUUCCAGUAUAAAUAAAGUUAGUUUAGUUUAGGUUUCCUCCUGUAGUAACACUGGAUCAAUAAGAGAUGAUCCUUACUGGACCUCUAGCAAGAACAGUUUAGAACUGAUAGAGCUAUCCAGUAUAAAUAAAGUUAGUUUAGUUUAGGUUUCCUCCUGUAGUAACACUGGAUCAAUAAGAGAUCAUCCUUACUGGACCCCUAUAGGAAGAACAGUUUAGAACUGAUAGAGCUUUCCAGUAUAAAUAAAGUUACUUUAGUUUAGGUUUCCUCCUGUAGUAACACUGGAUCAAUAAGAGAUCAUCCUUACUGGACCCCUAUAGGAAGAACAGUUUAGAACUGAUAGAGCUAUCCAGUAUAAAUAAAGUUAGUUUAGUUUAGGUUUCCUCCUGCAGUAACACUGGAUCAAUAAGAGAUCAUCCUAACUGGACCCCUAUAGGAAGAACAGUUUAGAACUGAUAGAGCUAUCUAGUAUAAAUAAAGUUAGUUUAGUUUAGGUUUCCUCCUGUAGUAACACUGGAUUAAUAAGAAAUAAUCCUUAUUGGACCUCUAGGAAGAACAAUUUAGAACUGAUAGAGCUAUCCAGUAUAAAUAAAGUUAGUUUAGUUUUCCCUUCUAAUAGAACUGGAUCAGUAUAAGUGACUUUCUAGACCUCUAUAGAGAGGCCACGCAGAUGGCGCGGUCUUAUGAGCAAGCGAAAAGGCGUCAAUAUGCCAACAAUGUCUAUAUUUGUUAAAGUGUAUUAUGACUAUAUACCAAGUGAUGAAAAAGGCCGAAUAGAUGCAAUCGACAUCAUCUAAUUAUGUAAUUUAAGUAAUGUACAUACAUACAGACUCGAACGCAAUAAGGUUUAAAAAUUGGAGCAGUUGCAAUGGCUGCCAGCUGUUCCGAAAGACACUUCAAGUCAGCCGUAAAAAUUAAACCAGCUAUUGAACUAAAAUACCUUUUAUCAUAUCCAGUCAAUGCUAACUUAAAUUUCGACGCAUAACUUCAACAUUAGUCGAGCCGAUAUGAAGAUUCUUUUACAAAUUUAUUCAUAUCAACAAAAAAUGAAAUAAUAAAUUAAUUUUGACGCUGAUUCCCAUUGGCUAUUUGUAAUAAUUAGUCGUUUGUAAAGUGAAUUACGGUCGAGUUAACUGUUCGUGUCGAAUGUUACAACUGUGUGUAAGUUGAGCAGUUAUGUAAGAAAGGGCAUUUACAUCUAGCAAUCGUAUUAGCACGAUAAGCAAAACUUUUAAGAGAGAGGUAAGCUGAUUUUAUGUAUAUAUGUAUGUUUAAAGUCGAACAGUAAUUUCUAAAUUUUCUAACGGAGAUUUACCGUAGCAACGUUCUGAUUGCUAAGCUAUUGAGGCCGUUCGCAUUUAGCGCUCUUGGAGAUCGAUGAAUCAUUGAUCUAAAUUAAAACAAUCUAAUUCUAAAUGCAACCCGUGUGGUCUGUAUACUUGGACUCCUUGUGGAGUGGGCAUGCACAGUUCAAAAACAUGACGUGCAGCCAGACUGCUCAGCACGAAAUUAGCUCGGAACAAAGAUGAUACGCACGUGAAAAUCUCACAACUUGUCAACAAGAUGUGUUGGCAACAAGCUUGUACUUUGUAGCAAGCAAGUCAACAGGUUGUAACAAUGCUGCUAUUUUAUCAAGUUUCUACAAGGUUGUCACUCACAACUUGUUAACGAAUUGGUGCCGGAAUUACAGGACGAUAACAAGUUGUUGGAACGACUUGUAACAAGUAGAAAUGCUUACAUAUCAUAAACAUUACUAUAUCAAAGUUUUAUAUCAAUCCAAUUGUCAUUCAUCAAAAAUUAAGAUAAUGCAAUUAUAUAUGGGCUUAUUCCAGAGCAUUACAAGUAAACUUUGACGUCACAAGCGUGGGGAGGUUUGUCCUUUCAGUCUGACAAAAAAGAAACAAAAAAUGAUGCGCUGUAGUGUCUGACAAGAAUGGAAAUGACUUGAGUAUAAAUUGAAAUUUCAUUGCUGAUUUCAAUUAAGAAAGUAAAUACAGUCUGUCUCGAAUAUUAAACUGCUUUCGCGCAGGUCAUAUUAACAAAUUAUAGAAAUUGAUUUGCAAGCGCUUCAUUGACAUUGUUUAUAAUGAAUAUCUUCGGAACUUAUUAAUAAAAUAUGCUAUAAAACCUAUAUGCAGCCCAACAAAAAUCACAAUUUUAUUCUUUUAAUAUGUAUGCGUUAAAAGCCAUUGCAGGGCGCAAUAAGGAAUAUUGCAAAUUAAUGGGUUCAAGAAAUACGAGUCUGGUUAAUUAAACGAUUUUCAACACCCAACACAUUCCGCUUCGCACUUCUUGUUCCCAGUUGUGGUGACAAGUCUGGAACAAGUUGUUAUCAUCUUGUUACAAGGUUGAUGACGGUAACAGACUUGCUACAAGUUGUUCCAACAAGACUAAUACAGGCUGUUCGUAACAAGUUGCUACGAGCUUGUUGCCAUCAAUUUGUUAACAACUUGUUACGUGCAGACGAUAUCGGACUUGUUGGAACAACUUGUUGCGAGUCUGUUGGCCUCGUCAACCUUGUUUACAAGAUGAUAACAACUUGUUCCAGACUUGUCAAUGUUGACAAGCUGUGAAAUUUUUACGAGUGUAUAUAUCUCCAAAUUAUCUGAUUUUUAAAUGAAUAUGUUUUACAUUGCAUAACUAAAAUUUGGCAUUCUUCAAUAAACUAUUGAGGAGUAUCACAUCUUUAAAACCAAAUUUAAUCUGUUCAACAAAAAAAACUCCGUAAUUUUUCAGAGAAACGUCUAAAGCAACUAUAGUUUUUAGCAAAACUUUGUGAUACAAUACAAGCUUUCGAGAAUCGCCUAUACAGAAUUUACAAAGCACAUUUUUAUAAAAUACACUAUGUCAUUUUCUCUGCGCAUUAAACCGUAUCUAAUUAGACAAAGGUAAUCCUUUUUGCUAAGUAAAACAAAAAUGAUUAGCCUUAACGAAUGCGAAAUAAUUAUUCUUAUUAGGAUUAUUGGUCUUAAUCAUUAGGCCAGAAUAGUUUGCGCUAUGCUUUGUCGCGUAGAAUAUAUUACAUAUGCUGUGAAUUUAGACGAGAUUUAGCACAAAAUUAUGUUAAAAAGUGCUGUAUAUUUGCUUUUUUUCGAGGUUAAACGAUAUAGGAAAACAGCCUAACUUAAAACUAUCAAAAAAUGUACUUGAUUGUAAAGUAAGUACCCACAAAAUAGCCAGAAAAUCAUAUUGAUUCUAUAAUGUGCCUCGAGAAUUCCUUAGCAAGAGUUUUGAAAAUCCUUAGUUUUUCCUGAAAUUUCCUAUCAAACUCAUUCAGUUUUUCUAACAAACUUAAAGUAUAUACAAAAUUCCUGUUUUCAAGGAUAAAUUCUGAAAAGUAAGAGUGCUGCCAUGAGCGAGCCGCUGCCCAAAACGAGCCCGCGCAUGUGCAAAUUGAAAAACAUCUGCUCCGGUUAGGAUGUCAAAACGCUAUUUGUACUGUGUAAAAAAAACUACAAAAUCUCUACGGGGUUUAUUUGGGCGCUUGUCUUGAACAUUAUCUUUAUUCUGGCCGUAAAUAAACUAAAUUAACGAUGGGUUUUGUGCCUUUUUGUUUCAAUUUUAGUCAGUAUAAUUGUAUGAUGUACAGCAUAGAAGCACGGUAUUGAAUCGCUAAAUUACAAAUUAUCAAUAUGAUUGUUUGCCUAAAAUCGCAUUUUGUUCACGGGGUUAAUAUGUGGGGGAGAAAUUCUCAAAGCAAUUUGUUAAUUCGUAGUUCCGCAUGGGGAAAUUCUCGCUUCGCAAAGUUUGUUAUUACUUCAACUCAUAUGCAAUCUCACGAGUUUAGCUUCAGACGCAUGAUAAAGCCAUUGCAAUUUACAUUGUAAAAUCUCACUGGCUAUUUUUAAUUGAGCUUUGCUCAAAGCAAAGUUAUUCAAAUUGCGAGAAAGCAUUCAAUCUGUCUGAGUCGAGUGUCGUAGAACACGCGGCCAUUGCCGCUUGCUUUUAACAAUGAUGCAUUGAAAGUAGUAUGGCAUGCUCGUAUCAGACAACAUGAAUUUACAAAGGGUAUGUUAUGAAAUGUUAUUGCUCUUUUUGUAAUGGCUUAGUCAGGAAGGUUUAAUCUAGCAACUUGAGUAGUUUAUCAGCUACAAAUACAAGGAUAUAUAUAAGAUUUAAAUUUUUUAAGAAGCUAGCGAGUUUUUACGCUUGAAAAAGUUCGUUUUUUAAUUCUACUCUUCAAAGCGCUGUAAAAUUCUAUAUAUAAAGUAGCAACUUAACACCACAGUACGAAUUACUUGAUAUAUUCGCAUGAAUUUUACGUCAAUCUCGUUAACUAAUAUAUAGCAUUUCACUGCCAUUCUGUCGACUGUCAUAUAACAAUCAUAUGUGUACAUUUUACGCGUAUAAACGAAAUAUUAAAAGCGUAGGUUUUGUCUGGGAACAGUUAGUCGAACAAAGACGGGCAAAAUAACGGCUUAAUGUAGUUAAAAAUUUACCAGUUUUAAAAAAUUCAAAUAGGCGUUAUUUGCGGCAGAUUAUUAAGAAUUCGUGAUAUUAAAACGCGAAAAAUAUCCACCGUCGCAGACAGAGUUUUCGCUUUUAAGUUGUUAGCGUGAAUGUGGAAGUAGAUUUGGAAUUAUAUUUUGAAAAUAAAGUAAUUUGGAUGAGUUCGAAAUAGGUGUCCCGCUGGACGCGAACAUGAUACAAUAUGCGUAGUUGACGAAUUAAAUUUAAGCCCGCAUUACAAUUAACAAGGGUUGAGUCAGCAUUGAAGCACUUUCAAUCAAUUCAAUGUAGCAAAGUAUAGAAUUUUGAAGGCUAGUUCCCAUUAUUGAUGUUUCCUUGAUCGAAAUAUGUUUUGAUCAUAAUGUGUGCAUGAACUAACUUUAUUUAUACUGGAUAUAUCAGUUCUAAACUGUUCUUCCUAGAGGUCCAGUAAGGAUCAUCUCUUAUUAAUCCAGUGUUACUACAGGAGGAAAGCUAAACUAAACUAACUUUAUUUAUACUGGAUAGCUCUAUUACUUCUAAACUGUUCUUCCUAGAGGUCCAGAAAGGAUCAUCUCUUAUUGAUCCAGUGUUAAUAUUACAGGAGGAAACCUAAACUAUAAACACAGUUAUAGUGUACUUUAGGUUUCCUCCUGUAGUAACACUGGAUCAAUAAGAGAUGAUCCUUACUGGACCUCUAGGGAGAACAGUUUAGAACUGAUAGAGCUAUCCAGUAUAAAUAAAGUUAGAUAGUUUAAGGUUUCCUUCGGUAGUAACACUAGAUCAAUAAGAGAUGAUCCUCACUGGACCUCUAGGAAGAACAGUUUAGAACUGAUAAAGCUAUCCAGUAUAAAUAAAGUUUAGGUUUCCUCCUUCAGUAACAAUAAGGGUAAUUACUCUUGCUGGACGUGUAGGGAAAGCUAUCGUGCAAUAAAAAUAAAAUACUUUUAGUAAAUAUCUUGUAUUGUCGUUGAUUUUAAAUGACAAAUGGUUAACACUUGAAAGUCAAUUUUCAUUGGCGUGAACUUUGGCAGGGCAGGUGGACUUUUUUCAAUGUCUUUAACUUGCUUUGAAGACUAAAAUUACUUUAUAAAAAUACUAAAAUGUGAAAUGCAUUGUCGUGAACAGAAUAUACGAUCAGUCGUUGCGAAAAAAUAGUACAUAUUUUAUUAUUUUAAUUUUUUUUUUCGAAAACAGCACAAUUUUCGUGCGCGAACGAAAAGCUAUUGAAACAGUUGAACAAUAGCUGUUAAUGAGUGUCAGCAAUAUCUAUUGAUGCAAUACUUUGUACGCCUAAUGAAAUAUUAUUUUGUUUUGUAUAAAACAUUUAAAUUUUACAAAAACAAGUGUAAAUUAAGUUUCGUUUGUAGGUGGAGAUUUAGUAAUAUUGGCCUCGUUGCGCAGAAUGCACAGUCAUAUUACGGAAUGUUAAAAAUAUUCCUGAACGCCUGAGAAAGUCUUAUAUGUAGAAAGUUCCACCUGAGAUUUGGACUGGGGGCUAACCUAAAGAGCGAUUGAAUUCUAUGGUUUUCAGGUUGCAAAUGCUUAUAGUGCUGUUUUACUGUUUUUUUUAGCGGCAGGAGUGCUUUGAUGAAUCUUUAAUAGACUUUAUAUUAAAUAAAGUUAGUUUAGUUUAGUUUUCCUCCUGUAAUAACACUGGGUCAAUAAGAGAUGAUCCUUACUGGACCUCUAGGAAGAACAGUUUAGAACUGAUAGAGCUUUCCAGUAUAAAUAAAGUUAGUUUAGUUUAGGUUUCCUCCAGUAGUAAAACUGGAUCAAUAAGAGAUGAUCCUUAUUGGACCUCUAGGGAAAACAGUUUAGAACAGAUAGAUCUAUUCAGCCGUAUAAAUAAAGUUAGUUUAGUUUAGGAUUCCUCCUGUAGUAACACUGGAUCAAUAAGAGAUGAUCCUUACUGGACCUCUAGGAAGAACAGUUUAGAAAUGAUAGAUCUAUCCAGUAUAAAAAAGUUAGUUUAGUUUAGGUUUCCUCCAGUAGUAACACUGGAUCAAUAAGAGAUGAUCCUUACUAGACCUCUAGGGAGAACAGUUUAGAACUGAUAGAGCUGUCCAGUAUAAAUAAAGUUAGUUUAGUUUAGGUUUCUUCCUGUAGUGAAACUGGAUCUAUAAGAGAUGAUCCUUGCUGGACCUCUAUAGGUUCAGGUAACAAACUUGAAUCUGACAGCAUAUUUUACAAAGCGUAUUUCUACAAACCUUGUUGUAUUCCGUUUCAGAGAUGAGGGUUGAACAAGUGAUCAUACUCUGGACAUGCAUCUGUCUCGUGCUACCUCUCACCAUGGGCUUAGAAAUGCCAUUCCUGGAAAAGAAUAUUACAAAUGAAGAUAUAUUUCUUCGCUUGAACGAUGUGCAAGCUGUAACAAAACCUGAAGAAUUUGUGGGAUAUAAUAUCUCGUUUACUGGCAAGAAAGAGGCUACAAAAUUAACCCUUGAUGAACGGUGCAGGCUAGGUCGGCCAUUAUCGGUGCGUUGGACCAAUUAUGGGCCAUACGCGUCGCUGGUUCGUGGUAAGAAUCGUCCUUUGGAAGGCGUGGGACUCACUGGUAUAUUCCCAAGUGUAAUAAAUGACGUGCUUGCGCAGUGUUGCCAUAUUAACACGCGAGUAGUAUAUGGGCGUUAUAUUUACACGCUUAAAAAUUUAGAGAAAAGUUUAUCGGACAAAAAUUCUUCCGACGACAUGAUGUUCCCAGUCGGACUGCAAAGCAUGGACAUGGAUCUUUUUAAAGAGCUUCCUGUGGUGCCAUUAUUAACAGCGCCUAGAACGACCCUAGUUGUUCCUGAGUCUGAAAAGCAGGGGAAGACAUUGGAGUUGUUUAAGACUGUUGGUCUAGCUUGGCCCAUUCUGGUGUUUAUUUUCUUGGCUGCUAUCCUAUCUGGUGUUUUUAUUUGGACGCUGGUAAGUGCUCGCUCAGGCCCACGAUUCGGUGGUUAACCGAGCUCAAGCGCAAUUCAUUAUGGUGGGUACGUACGCAGAACGUUUACUACAGUGACUAAAAUCCCAAUUAUGUAACCCGGAACUUCUCCAAAUACAGUUCGUAAUCAGAUACUGACGAUAAUAUUUACUUUCUGCAACUGUGCAAAAACUUGUCUUGGAAAGAAUUGUAUUUUAUUAUUCAAACGUUGUAUUUAACACAUUAUUCCCCCACUGAUGUGGGAAAGAAUUGUAUUCGUAGUAUGAAUCAAAAUUGUAUUUACGCCCAUUUUCAAAAUUACACGGGCAGGCUGAAAAUAGCUAGAGUUGAUAUGUCAGUUUUAUUUCACACUGUGUGUGAGGAAGUUCAUAUUGUUUACAACUUUAAGUUUUGUGCUUCGUUAUCGAUGUAUGUGCUCUGUACUUUAAAUGUCUUUAUAUAAAGCAUUUCGAAGGAUUUUCAAGAUAUUUUAGUGAAAAUUAUUGUAAAAUUUAAGCAUAAUAUUACCGCUAUAUUCUAGCGCAAGCAGAUUUUAUACACAGUUUAAUUCGAGGUUAAAUUGUCCGUUCUUCAAAAGACUAAAAUAAGACGAAAACUUAAAAAGUCAUACAUUGUGAUGGUUUUGUUGUUUCUUUUAGUUUGUAUAUCUAGCUCAUUUUUGGCGCGGCCUUUCAAUGGCCGUUUCAAAUUAAGGGACCCAACAGGCUUGUUUCAUAACAUAUGUUUUAUGUUUUUUAUUCCUAGGAUCACUUAAAGAAUCCGGAUGAGUUCCCUACGCCAUUUAUAGAGGGGGUCUGGGAAGGAUUUUGGUGGGCUGUCGUUACCAUGACAACAGUAGGGUAAGCAUUUUCAUUUAAAGUGGCUGUCUUUCAGUGGAAAGAUCUCUGCAAAUGGUUCCUCCGUUAUGUUAUUCUAGGUAUGGUGAUCGAGCGCCAAGAUCCAUCCUGGGACGUUUGUUCUGUAUAAUAUGGAUAGUAAUAGGAAUGAGUAUUAUUGCUAUAUUCACGGCUAUGGUGACGGCUUCGCUCUCUGCAAGCAUCCAGAAUAAUUUUGUUAUCCAUGGCUCUGUGGUAUGUUCAUCUCCAUAUUGAUCUCCAUUUUUUAUCAUAUUUCUCUCCAUAUUCGCCACAUUCCUCUCCAUAUUCAUCAAUUUCAUCUCCACAUUCGUCUCCAUUUUUAACUAUCAUAUGUGUCGUCUCUUGUUUACCGUAUUUACCUCAUACGGGGUUUUCAAUCUUCCGUGGAUUCUGUGAGGUUCUAAAGAAUCAAACCUAUUCUAUUUCUUCAGAUGGGUUCUGUAGAUGGGAGCGAAGAAGAGCGUAUCGGUACCGGAAUGAAUGCAGAUGUUCGAAGUAAGUGAUCAUCAAUUGGACAAAAAUGAACACAUAGAUACCAUUAACACAUGGAUAAGAUUUUGCCAACGAAUGGGUACGGAGUACAGUUGAUGAAGCUUGUUUUCGCAAUGCUUUAACAGAGGCAGACAAAAUUUACAUAUCCCCAGAGCAUACGUUUCACCGUAGCGACCUUGGCUACAGCGUAAAAAUCACAUUCUUGUGUUGUAACACAGAAUCAAGAACCGAAACUGACUACGCAACGUUGCACGUUGGAGAGUAUUUUAUAAAGAAAUGAUGAAAAUUAAAAGAUGAAACUUACUGAACACAAAGCCAUGCACAUAAAACAUAUUUGGGAUAAAUUUGUUAUGACAAGCAUUUAGUAUUUGCAUACAUGUAACAAAAACGAUUUCAAACGUAGUCGGUAGUUUGUCGUCAAGAUCUUACGCCCGUAUUCUAAAAGCUCACUCACACUCAAUGAGUGGAGGUUCAAUCUGAGCUUCUCUUGAGUGUCAAUGCUGUUUUUGAAUAGCUAAAGAGUAAGUAGUCACAGAGUAAGUCACGAGAAUAACCUUCAGCUAUUCACAAACAGCAUUGACACUCAAGAGAGGCUCAGAUUGAACCUCCACUCUAUCUUUGAGAGUUGUCAGCCUCUCUAUAUAUUAACACUGAUGAACUUAUAUAAACAUGCUAGCUCUUUAAAUUUUACACUUUUUCUCCUAGCAUUUGACACACCAACGGAUGUAGUUCAAGCACUUGUUGACACAACAGAACUGGAGAUCGCCAUAAUGGAUAGCUAUUUAUUGACAUACUUUCACGAGGUUAUCAAACGCGAGCCAGUAAGAGUCAAGGCUAACAAGGAACUACCGAUUAACUAUGGUCUAGUCUUGGCCCCUAACUCCGAAAACUUUACAAAAUGUUUUACAAAAUAUAUCAAGAAUAACCCACAGGAUAUUUUCAACAGUGUUCGAAAGAAUUUGAAACCACUAAAGGUUAGAGUCAAGUGUAUAAUAUUAUUAAUUAUUAUUAGCAUGACAAAAUUACUGGAUGCUGAUUGGUUGAGAGGAGUACAAUUAUUUCAUUAAUUGCAAUGCAAUACAAUUAAUGAUUUUUCCAAAAUAAACAAUAUAGGAACUUGCAGCAAAAGAACUAAAUGAAAAUACGAACAAAAGCAUCACAUUUUGGUUGAACGUCUGGCAUGACUGGGCUUUGCCUUUGGCGAGAGAAUAUGAUAUUGACAUUGAGAAUUAUCCAAUUUUGUCAUGCUAAUAAUAAACAAGUAAUCAUGCGAUGUUGCUCGUACAAUUAGGGAUUACCCAGGGCGAGUCCAAUUUGGCAAAAUUUCCAAACAUCACGAGUACUAUUCAUCAUAAACCAUUAUCUUACCCAACCAUAAACAUAGUGUUGCUGUAGAGUGUUACAUAGAGUGUUACCGUCAACUCCUUGUAGAAUCCAACUGAUGAUGUGAGUGAAGAACUGAAAGCCUCGCAAGAAUUUCUUGAAGAAGAAGCAUUUCAUAUGAUUUUAUAUGCUCUGGCUGGCUUCCUUGGCGCAUUUUUCCUGCUAGGAUUGACUUGGGAAUUUUGCAUUUCCAAAAUUUUGCGCAGUAAGUAACGAAGCAUUGCUAUUUAUAAUUAAAUAAUAAAGUCUGACUAACCAAAUAAUUCAAAUUAACGUGACGACUAUUUUCUCAGCAAAUUAACAAACUAAUGAACAAACUAAUGACCCAAUUAACUUUAUAAUUAAGUGAAUAACUGACUAACUAAAUAAUUCUUUUUCAGCUAAUUAACAAACUAAUGACCUAAUUAACUUCAUAAUGUGAAUAACUAACUAAAUAACUAUUUUCUCAGCUAAUUAACAAACUAAUGACAUCAUUAACUUCAUAGUUAAGUGAAUAACUGACUAAUUAAAUCAGUAUUUUCUCAGCUAAUUAACAGACUAAUGACCUAAUUAACUACAUAAUUAAGUUUAUAACUGACUAACUAAAUAACUAUUUUCUCAGCUAAUUAAAAAACUAAUGACCUAAUUAACUUCAUAAUUAAGUAAAUAACUGAUUAACUAAGUAACUAUUUUCUCAGCUAAUUAAUUAACAAAUUAAUGACCUAAUUAACUCCAUUAACUCUCUAUCUACCAACCGGGAGAUAAUAAACACGAGAUAAUCAAAAUAGCGUUUGCUAUUAGAAUCUUCAACCAAGCCCACAAUGGGGUCUUUAUCUUUGUCAAAACUCGAAAUGCUAGCUGCAACAUUCAACCUGUAAUUUAGACCCAUUGAAACAAACGAACGAAGAAGAACUCAAAGCAAAGAAACCAAGCGAGAACACGACAAAGAAAAGUCUGAUGCAAUCCUGGGCCCAAGAUCCCAAUCUACCCAAGGAAGCGGCUACCGAACUCGAGCUCGUCAAACUGAAAUCGACAAAAAUACGUCAGCUAAUCCAAGAAUAUGACGAUUUCUACGAAAAAUGGAUGGAGAAAUUGAAAGAAGUCACAGAAUAUGGGGAAGACAAAUGGGCGAAAUAUGGAACCACGCCAAAUGAGAAAAAUGGAGAAUCCCUAAUGUUGACAUAUAAUGGCAAUUGGGCUUGA
This is a messenger RNA of Paramuricea clavata, 21104 nucleotides long. The record is from the annotation of a GenBank genome assembly. NCBI's taxonomy places the organism in Eukaryota, Metazoa, Cnidaria, Anthozoa, Malacalcyonacea, Plexauridae.